Messenger RNA from Anopheles coustani, 5646 nucleotides. RefSeq lists its product as uncharacterized. The transcript is spliced from 7 exons. The record is from RefSeq and is a predicted model, not a curated record. NCBI's taxonomy places the organism in Eukaryota, Metazoa, Arthropoda, Insecta, Diptera, Culicidae. The coding region runs from base 1 to 5646 and encodes 1881 amino acids.
AUGUCUUCGCUGAGGAAAUCCGCAUCGUUUCGCUCUAGAAUUCCCGUCCGCCGGUCGCGCCUACCGCAUAGACGCUGCACCAGCCCAGACCAGCCGCUGGCGAACGCGACCGCGCACAGCCACGGCUCGGAGUCAUCCAUCGCGACCGGCGGCCACCACGAAGGCGGCGGUGGGCAAACACGGGCUGGCCAGCAACCGCGAGCCUGGUACGACCGGAGCCACUGCUACUCGUCGUCGAGCUACUCGAGCAGCGACGAAAGCUACGACUCGGAAGCCGCUCCAUUCCAGCAACUCCUGAAUCAAUCAUCGGCGGCCGCACGGGGCGGCCUGAUGCUGCUGGGAGGCGGCAGCAAUCCUGCAGCGACCGGCACCGGGUCCGCUGGGGACCAGCAAGGCGUCGAUUUUCCACACUUGGCACUUGGCGCAGACGGGCAGCCAUUUCUGCACCAACAGCCACUCCCGGCGCACCCCUUCGGCGCGUCCACCAGCCUGAGCACCUCGACCGACGCGAUGAGCCUGGACGGGCUGCUGGACUGCGUCAGCACGGGCACGUUCUCCUGUCCGCCGUCGCCGAAAUCGAAAUCAUAUUUGGAUUCCGGCGACCGAGGUCAGCUGUCCGGGAUCGACGUGUCCAGCUACGAGUCGCUGGAAAAGUUCAGCUACGCCCUGGAAACGCUCAAAAUUUCGGAUUCGGUUCACGCGCAGCGUAACUUCCUCAACAACUCCACCACCGACCCUCCGACGCUCGGGGAAUGUCUCGGGGGCGACCCGGCGCAUUCCUCCCAUCCAGUGGACGAGAAGCAACGAUCCAUCUUCAAUGGGAACAGUGUGCAGCUUCGACACGCACCCGAACAGACCGCACCCGAGGUGCACGAGACGCUGGAGGAAGAUGACGAUUUGAUUAAGCAGCGAAAGCUGAGUGAUUGGUACUACAUCAAAACGGCGCCGACCAAGAAACCGUCCAGUCCGUUCGAGCGCCGGCGAGCCAUCGGGGGGCGCGUGCAGCAGCAGAGCGAAGCCACACGCCGAAUGGCCACCCGCUUCCCGCCGUCACCUGCCCCGCGAGCGUCCAACCCGGACGUUUCUGGGAGCGGAAUGGCGAUCGGAUCGGAAGCCAGCGAGCAGAGACAUUCGGAGAGGUUCGUUGGUGCGACCGGGCCGAAGUUCUCCUCGCCCAUCCCGCGGCCCCGACGGCUUCCGGUCGACGGUGGAGGCGAGCACUGCUGGGAUCAGGACGGUCGGUCGCGGCAAGUGGGUCACGCGGUCACCAAGUCAGCCUCAUCGUCGAGCGUUAAUUACGGGAGUCGAAUGCAGCUCGGCAUUGGUUCGCGUGGACCACACGCCACCCGUGGCCUCCACUCCAACACCGACCUCCAGCAAGCCGGCACGCGGAAGGCCAUCGCGCCGGACGAUUCGCUCGGGCUCGCCCUGGAGGACGCAUCGCCAGCGCUCCUUGGCGGACUGUUCGGUUCGGGCGGGCAGGAUCAACAAUCGCUCGUCGACUUUGCUCGCCGGGCGGCCGAACGCUUCUCGCCCUACUGCCGCCGGCGGAACCCGCAGCAGCUGGUGCCUCAGUGGUUCCCGCCGCCUCCACCACCGCCCUACCACUACCCACACAACCAUCACAACAACCACCAGCAUCAGUCGCAGUCGCAGAGUGAGCAGAGAAAUAUUUACGAAAACUUCCCCGCGGGAGGAAAGCCGCCGGCUACGGAGGCCACGGUUCCGGAUGUUCCGAGUGCGGUUUCGGCCCGGUCCCGAGCCGUUGCUUCCGCGGCGAACGGAACCCGACCACCGCCGACGCUCUACGGGAUCGAGGAGAACGAGGUGUUCCAGUACAAGCUGCCCGCGUCCUUGUCCGACAAGCGGCCUCUUCCGAGACCUCCGCUCGAUUCCGACGGGGACGAGCUGCCGGAGGGUGUUACUGCGGGCCAGGAGAAGAAGAGCUCGCUGACGAGGUGUUAUCCAACUAAAUCGCAAUCAUCAGCACAGCAACAACCACAACAGCACCAACAUCCACCGCCACAGCCACAAUCGGUUGCGGUACAGCAGACUGCGGCUUCCAACACGCCAGCCACCUACCGGUCGGAUUAUGAACUGUCCGGGUCGUACGUGUCGCUCGAGUGCCCUUCGCCUCCCGGACCACCCGCUUGCGGACCGGAAGGUCGACGGGGUGACCCACAGGCCCGCCUAGCGAACUACCUGCGGACGCUGUACACCGAGCUCGCCCUCAAGGAACCGGUCCUACCGAGCUGGGUUCAUCCGGUCGCUCCCGGCGUACUAUGUCCGGCCCGACUCGAGCCGGAACUUCGACUGCACAUCCACUCGCACGGCCUGAACGAGGCGAUCGGUGUCGAUCAGAUCCUGACGCCGGUGCAAACCAAAGACGGUCCCUUCCUGGAGGCUCCGCGGCGCGUUCUGAUCGAGUGUCCGCCGUGGGUUACGCGCAGUGCGCUGGCGCUUCGUAUCCUGCACGGCUGGAGUCGUGAGCCACCGUGGCCACCGCGAGGGCAACCGGUAGCCCUGGCGCUGUUUGUGCCGCUGGUCGAGCUGAAGGGUACGCUAGCGAACUACAUCGGCAAGGAGCUACUUCCACGGGGACCGCCUAAUCCGUUUGCGAGCGGAUUCGGUGGGUUCAGUGCGGCCUGGAGUUCACUCGAGGCCCUCAAAGGGAAACUGCUGAUCGUGCUCGAUGGGUACGACGUGCAGUGCAAGACACGGAAGGGCAAAUCCAUGCCGAAGGACGUGAUCGAUCUGCUCGAGGGACGUCUCUUUCCGGAAGCGCGUGUCGUGCUGAUCAGCGUGACGUCAUCCUGCGCCGAACUGCUGCCACUGAUGCAGCGGCAUAUCACCUGCGAGGGACUCAUCUGGGGCCGCUCGGUGUCGCUUCUCGGCGGUGGUCAGUGGGGCGCUCCGACGAGGCUUAUCGAUACGGUGCAGUCCUGUCGACAGCUGCGGAGCAUUGCUAGGACCACGUUGGGUUGCUUGGCGAUUGCGGCCAUCUACGAAACGUCCGGCGGCGAGCUACCGACCGACGAGUUGGAUGUGAUCGCGUCGGUGUUUAACUGCGUGGCAGCUAACUCCUCCCACACGCAGGUCACCGAGCUGGGCCGGUUGGCUCUGUUCUGCCUCAAGACGAAGCGCUCCACGGUAACGUCGGCGGAGCUGAAGAUGUACUGCUCCGCCCCAGAGACCAACAUCGCCGGGUGUCUCGAUCGGGCGCAGCUCUUCGGACGCACCGCAAAGCGUAAGUCCGAGCAGUACUAUACGAUCAUCUGUCCCGGAUUGGCGGAGUUCCUUGCGGCGAACUACAUCGUCUCCCUCGCAAGCCGCCCAGGAUUACUGGCGGCGGAGAUCGCCGGACUUGCCGUCGGUGACGAGGUUGAGCCGGAGAUCCUAAAGGUGCUCAACUUCGCCAUGGCACUGCUCGGGUCCCGGGCGCACCUAUUGCUCUCUAAGCUAACACCACUCUGGUUGAGCCCCCAAACCAUCUUCUCGCUCGCGUUGGCCGGAGGUGAAACGGAGGCGAACCUGACUGCACUCUGCGAGAUGCUGGGGAUCUCCAAAUCACCCCCCGUGCCACCGCUGGAGGCCAAACCAAUCUGGGUGUCGAUCAAGUCCACCCUCUCGGAGCUGCAAGGCUGGGGUUUGGCGUUCAAGAGUCCCACCUGCACGCUGAAGAACCUCGAGCUGGUGUACCAGAUGGAGAAGAACCUGCUGCUGGAGUCGCGCAAUGUGAUGGACAUCUUUCUGGACGCGCUCGGUAAGAACGAGAGUGUCACCACGCUCCGGAUCACCUCGCUGAUUGAGAACGAGGUGCGCGACUCGGACAUCAACUAUCUGGCGAGCUGCAUCUCGAAGGCGCUCCUGAAGCCUCGCCUCGAAAGCUUCGAGCUCAUCCUGACGCUGCUCGAAGAGGACCCACCCAUUCUGAAGCUGCAGUCCGUGGUGACCGCUCUCUGCCGGACGAUUCCACGUCAGCCCAAGCUGAGCAAUCUCUCGCUGGACCUCGGACUCUGCACAUCACAGUUGGUUCAAAUCUGUUCAACGCUAGAAAAGUGUCCACACGUGACGCGCCUCUCGUUGCCACAUCUGCGCUGCGAACGAGGGGCUGUUGGAGCCCUGGCGGCACUCCUUACCGUGCGUCCCCUGUCGUAUCUUGGCUUACCGUCGAGUUGGGGAGCCCGGGAUGAUCCACCGUCGUCGAGUGGCGUUAGCAUGGGCUCCGGUUCGGGCAGUAGCAGUGGCAACUCGGGACUCAUCAAGCAGUCCUCGCUGACGGGCGCACCAUCUCCGCGCUCCUACCCAGCCGGCCUCUUCUCGUCACUACCCCGAGGGGUGCUCAACUCCACCUCCAAUCUGGGCCGCUCGGCCACCCUGCCUCGCCAACCGAUGGAGGGUCCACCGGACAAACGGAGCACCGACUCGGUCAUCUCACGCACCUGGUACCCAACGCCGGCCUGUGAUGGCGGUCCGCACAACUCCGGAACCCUGCACGAACUCCUGCUGGCCGCCCGCGACACGUACUCACGCCUCCAUGGGCUGGACCUCAGCAAGGCGCAGCUAUCGCUCGAGGACUCGAUGUGUCUCGGCGAAACGGUGCGCGUCUCCACCACGCUUCACUCGAUCAAGCUCGAGGGUGCGUCGAGGCUGAGCGAGAUCCUGCCGACCGUGCUCGGUGCCAGCGAGUCACCGUGCCUGCAGAUGAUGAGCCUCGGGUCGCCCCGGAUCGCACUGGAGGAUGCCGCCGUCGGUAUGUCCGCGCGCGCCCUCGGCAGCUGCAUCACCCUCCGGCUGCUCAGCCUCGAUGGUUGGAGCUUUAGGAUAGAAAAUGUCGGCACACUCGCGUCCGUCCGUGGCUUCCUCUCGCUCACGUCGAUACGCGAGCUCGGCCUGAACAACUGCCGGCUCAACAUGCCGAUGUUCAAGAGCGACGUCCCGGUGCAGUCCGGUGCCUACGAGUGCCGUUCGGUGGUCAAUCUGAAGCUUGCCGGUGCACAGAUCAUCUUCUCCGACCACCUGUCGAUGAAGGGUCCGCACAUGCUGCCGUAUCUGGUGGGGUUCGUGAGCCUGCGCGAGCUGGAUCUUUCCGCACCGUCGCGGACAGGCUUCGGCAGCAACACCUCGACGCCGCUCAUCCUCUCCGAUAAGGACGUUAUCGGUUUCUUCAACACGUUGAACAACCAUUUCAGCCAUCUCAACACGCUGAAGAUGUGCAACUGGAUCGUGCAUCUGGACGAGGCGCCGAAGACGCUCAAAACGCUGGCCAAGCUGCUGAAGGCCAGCCCGCUCAGCCAUCUCAAGCUCGACAGCGUUAUCGUGAUGGACCGACCUCGCAAGCAGCGCAUCGAGCCCCAGUUCACGCACGCCUUCCUGGCCAACCUGCCGCUGCUCCGGUGGCUCGGAAUCACGCUCCAUGGCCUGAGCGAGGAGCAGAUAACGACGCUCGGCAAUCACUGCGGCGACAUGCGCGGCAUGGAGAUCGACGUGAGGUUGUCCGACUCGACGAUCGAGAACGCGCGGCUGAUGACGAGCAGCCUCGGCAUGGACGGGAAGUUCGACAUUCGCGUGUCCACGUUCGGCACCACGAACAGCAUACUGAUUCACAUCGAGAAAACUUCGACGAAAAGUUUAUCCCGUAAAUAA